Schistosoma curassoni is the source of this 648-nucleotide messenger RNA. Lineage: Eukaryota; Metazoa; Platyhelminthes; Trematoda; Strigeidida; Schistosomatidae. The record is from the annotation of a GenBank genome assembly.
GAUUUUGUCAAUCAUUUGAUUCUACUAUGUUUUCCUGAAUGUACACCUGUUGAACCAUUAAUAAAACAUGAUUGUCAACAUGUCCCAUUACUGGAAACAUAUAUUCACGACUGGGAGAGAUGGCUAUCUAAAAAGCAAUCAACAGUUAUACAUAUUGAGAAGUUAUUAAACCAACAAGAUGAACUUUAUCCAUUUAUGCAAUACAUGAAAUCAGUUAAAUCUAUUGAACCUUUAACAAUUUUAUUGUUAAUGUAUCAAAUUAAUUCACGUGUCUUAAAAUCUAUGCCAUCAUCAGAUGCUUGUCAUGAAAUUAGUGCACAAUUACAUCAUAUUUUAAGUAUAUUAAAUGGUCAAAUGUUUAAUGAUAAUAACAAUGGGGAUGAUGUUGACAUUAAUCAUCAUCAGCAGCAGCAUUAUGAUGAUGAUGAUGAUGAUCAUCAUCAUCAUCAUCAUCAUCAUUCUAUUUAUCAAAUAUCUAAAAUGAUUACACAUAAUCAAUCCACUAAAACCUUACCUACAAUAAAUGGUAGACGUUUACAAUUUUUCAAUGUAUCUAAUGAAUUUGAAGAAUUAUUAAAAGUUUGUUUAAAGUAUUGUUCACCGGAGACAAUUAAUCAACUUGUUAAUACACCACAAUGGAAAGAGUGA